Messenger RNA from Dicrocoelium dendriticum, 195 nucleotides. NCBI's taxonomy places the organism in Eukaryota, Metazoa, Platyhelminthes, Trematoda, Plagiorchiida, Dicrocoeliidae. The record is from the annotation of a GenBank genome assembly.
AUGUGGAAGUUAGACAGCGUGUCUUGGGACGUGGAAGCCACUCGCUCGAGGAGCUCAUCUCACUGCAUCAACUGCGGUGGUUGGGACACGUAUUGCGCAUGCCUGUCCAGCGUUACCCCCGUCGUGCGUUGUUUGCACUUGCUGGACAGGGCUGGAAGAGACGGUCUGGUGGACAGCCUACAACAUGGAGAAGCC